Molecule: messenger RNA, 1395 nt
Organism: Hyaena hyaena (striped hyena)
Lineage: Eukaryota; Metazoa; Chordata; Mammalia; Carnivora; Hyaenidae
Product: coiled-coil domain-containing protein 74B-like
Exons: 7
Coding region: 64-1104 (346 amino acids)
Source: RefSeq, a predicted model, not a curated record
GCAGGAGGCAGUCGAGCCACCAAGUGGGCGUGCAGCGACGGCAGAGGCGGCGGCAGCGGCGACAUGAUCGCGGGGGUGGCGGCGGUCGGGCAGCCGCCCCCCAGUUCGGGGCUCCCGGGCUCCCGGGGCGCGUCGCGCCUGCGUCCGCCCGCCAUCCUCCAGCCGGGACAGCCCGCCACGCAGGUUGGGCUCAGCGAGGCGCAGAAGCGGAUCGUGGACCUGGAGAAGAGCCUGCAGUUCCUGCAGCAGCAGCACUCGGAGACACUGGUCAAGCUCCACGAGGAGAUCGAGCACCUCAAGCGGGAGAACAAGGAUCUCCAUUACAAGCUAAUAAUGAAUCAGAGGCCAAAGAAAGGCAGCAUUUCUACUUCCAGCUUCCAGUCCAUCAAGUCCGUCUCAAAUUCGACCUCGUCAGCCAACUCUCAAGGAAAGGCCAGGCCCCAGCCCAGCUCCUCCAAGAAGCAAGACUCGAAAGCUGACGUUCCCCAGAAGAUGGACUUGGAUGAGGAAACCCCGGCUGGUGCUCUGUUUCACAACAGCAAGCUAGACAAAGCCCCAGGGGUGCGGGGGCAGGCCAAUGCCUGUUCCAGAGAUGAAGAUGCGGAGACCUCCAAUUCAGCAGCCACCUGGGUAGCGGGCAGCCAGCACAAGGGCAAGCAGCCCCCUGCCAUGAACCUGCCCCUGCCCCUGCGCAAGCCCACCACACUUCAGCAGUGCGAGGUGGUCAUCCGCCAGCUAUGGAAUGCCAACUUCCUGCAGGCCCAAGAGGUGAGGCUUGGGCAGAGGGGGCCCCGGUGCCCCCGUAGGGCCCGCCCAUUGCCUCUCUUCUCUCUGCCUUCCAGUUGCAGCACCUCAAGGCCCUCCUGGAAAGGAACCAGAGGCCCAAGGCUGCAUCCGAGGAGGCUGGCCCCAGAUCUCCCAAGGACCAGGAGGCCCUUCAUCAGGGAGCCAUGCAGUUCCCCAAGGUCCCCACCAAGGGCAUCCCCCAAAAAUGAGCGCUCCAUCCUGCCCGCGCUGAAGCAGACCCUGAAGAGUAACUUUGCUGAGCGGCAGAAAAGGCUGCAGGUGAUGCAGAACCGGCGGCUGCACCGCUCUGUGCUCUGAGCCGGGUGGCAUGUGUCUGCGCCUGCGCAGUGGGUCGGGGCCAGGCCAAUGACCUACAGCUGGGGACGCUAAUCCUCUCUAGCUAGCACUUCAAAAGAAUUUAGGCCAAGCGGAAUUCCAGAUAGGCAAAACUCAUGGCAGAUAAAGUACUUGGUUGGUCUCAGAACUGAGAAACUGUUUCUUUUCUUGCUCAGUACUUUGCUAUUCUGCAUCUACACAAAAACACAUUAUUAAAUAAGUAUUACCCUACCUGUUGAAGACUGGAAAUAAAGUUCGUUUAUUCACUUGUGA